CUUCUCUUAUUUCACCAAUAACGUCGACUCAGCCGUCAGCUGUAGUGCUAACGAUAGUUUCUGCUCUGUUAGCUUCCGGGCUAACGUUACGGUCACUUAUACAGUAUUAGUUCGCGUUAAACAGCUGAUUUGAAGCUUUAAACGGUGAAUAUUUACAACAUAUAAACCGUCAGUAAUGUCGCUCAGUGAAACUCCGUCUGCCUGCUGUCUGUGUCGCUGUCCAUGGUGCUACCAGAGAAGAAGAGUUAACUCACCGGUUUACAGUCUGUUCUCACUGAGAUCAACAUCUACUACGAUGAGCGGGAGCACUGAUGACAUCAAACCUGUGAGCUGUACGAUCAAACCUCCGGUCUACCUGCAGAUCGGAGACACCAAGACAGACGCGGCUCACUCCGGCGUCUGUGUUGUCGAUGUCGCGCUUCCCUUUGGAAAACCCGUCAACAUCGAUGAAAUCACCUUUAAGAACUACUACACAGCCUACGUGACUGUACGUCUGUUGAAGAGGAGUCCCGGGCAGGAGACCCCCGCUAAGUGGUGCACGGCUCUGAGAGACCUGCCUCUGAUGGACAACCCCCACACUGAGGGGGGCUCCCAGGACUACUACUCCAUCCACAGGACACAGAUGCAGGGGGAGCCGGAUCAUGUGACGUCCGUGAGACUGAUCCUGAGACAGCCGUCCUCCGCCUGGUUGACCUUCAGCCUGGAAGACAUUAAAAUAUACCCUCACAUGGAGCCGGACCCAGAGAAGGAGGUUUCCGAUUGGCUGUCUGAUCUGACCCUGAUUGACCAACACCCUGAUCUGGAGGGUCUUCCAGACCCUCAGACUGUUUCCUCCAGCAUCCAGCAGAUGUGGGCUCUGACCGAGGUGAUGCAGACCAACCAGACCACGGCCUCCAUCGGACGAUUUGACGUGGAUGGAUGCUAUGAUAUCAACCUUCUCUCCCUGACAUAAACUGCACAUGAAGCUCACUUUAUGGAAGACUUGAAGACCACAGUUCAGUAUUUGAAGGAGUAAUGAUGAAGACCUGUAAAAAAAAUAUGAUAUUAGCUGCUUUGGAGCCACUUAGACGAGCUGCAGAGAAGAACAAGUAAAGGUAUUAUGUACAAAACAUCUGACUAAACAUCUCGCCAAAGGACUGCAGUUGAAAAUUAGCCAGCAGGCUAACACUGGCAUAUUUAGAGAAAUGUUCAUUAAUGUUAUGAAUAAAUAAAUUAAAUAAAAACGCAAUGUAACAGUGA
Molecule: messenger RNA, 1239 nt
Organism: Thunnus maccoyii (southern bluefin tuna)
Lineage: Eukaryota; Metazoa; Chordata; Actinopteri; Scombriformes; Scombridae
Gene: nicn1
Product: nicolin 1
Exons: 7
Coding region: 176-952 (258 amino acids)
Cellular component (GO): nucleoplasm
Source: RefSeq, a predicted model, not a curated record